AUGUCUCUCAAGGACCAUAGGCUCUUUGAGCCCAUACGCCUUGGACGCAACAAGCUGUCCUCGCGAAUCGUCAUGGGCCCGCUUGGUAGCACCCUAGCCGACGAGAACAACGUCCUGGACGACUCUGCCAGAGAGUACUACGGAAAACGAGCUUGUGUGCCAGGAACCCUCAUUAUCGGCGAAGCCACAUUUGUGUCAGCACAAGCAGGUGGGACGAGUGAAUGCAGAGCGGGCAUCUAUACCGAAGCACAGAUCAAUUCAUGGAAGAGGAUCGUGGACAGUGUUCAUGACGCUGGGAGUUACAUCUACCUUCAGCUUUGGGCCUUGGGACGAAGCGCCGAACCCGAGAUCAAAGCAAGAGAUGGCACGGGCGAUGUUGUUUCCAGCUCUGCGGUUGCACAAGAAGGCGGUCCCGUGCCGCGGGCAAUGACCGAGGAAGAGAUCUGGACAUAUGUCAGCGACUAUGCGACGGCUGCGAAAGUGGCAGUUGAGGUUGCAGGCUUCGAUGGUGUAGAGUUGCAUGGCGGUAACAACUCUUUGAUCGACCAAUUCACGCAAGACGUGGUCAAUCAGCGUACAGACGGCUGGGGCGGUAGCAUUGGAAAACGAUCCCGCUUCGGCAUAGAGGUUACUGCAGCCGUUUGUGCAGCUAUUGGAAGUGAUCGCGUCGGCUAUAGGAUCUCCCCAUUCAGUACCUACCAGAGUAUGGGGAUGAAAGAUGCGGUCCCGCAGUUCUGCGACCUUCUAGCUGGCCUCAAGGCGCUUAACAUUGCGCAUAUCCAUCUUGUGGAGUCUAGGAUAGCCGGGCGGGUCGACGUUGAAGCUGGCGAGUCUCUCGACCCGUUUAUUGAGCAAUGGGGCAAUCACAGCCCAAUCAUACUCGCUGGUGGCUUCAGUCCGCAAUCUGCAGCCACUGCCGUUGACGAAGAGUACAAAGAUAAAGAUGUGCUGAUUGCUUUUGGACGAGCGUUUGUCACGAAUCCAGAUCUUGUACGGAAAAUCAGAGACGGGACUCCUCUCGCAGAGUGA
Ramularia collo-cygni is the source of this 1029-nucleotide messenger RNA. RefSeq names its product related to NADPH2 dehydrogenase chain OYE2. Lineage: Eukaryota; Fungi; Ascomycota; Dothideomycetes; Mycosphaerellales; Mycosphaerellaceae. Gene Ontology annotation, molecular function: FMN binding; NADPH dehydrogenase activity. The transcript is spliced from 3 exons. The record is from RefSeq and is a predicted model, not a curated record. The coding region runs from base 1 to 1029 and encodes 342 amino acids.